CCAGGAACUGUCACAUUACUCUCAGCGCCGCGGUGGAACCGGAGCACCUGAAUGUGAGGAGGGCAGCAGACUGCGAGUCAAAGUCAGCCAGACAUUAGGAGACGAGGACUCCUCUGCAGCAGCAACCGAGUCCGCGGUGCGACCCGGGAAGCGCCUUCCCCCUCCAGACAGGGAGAUCACUGCUGUGGCUCACUACAGGCUCUCUUUUAAAGUGCUCCAACUCCAGAAGUUGUGGAAUCUGUUCAAGAAAGGGGAAGCGCAAUGGAUAAGGAUUAUCUACUGGACUAUGAGUAUCCAGAUCUUGGUCCUCCACCACCUAAAAUUGUAAAAGAAAUAAUCCCCCCAUGUGACCCUACUGCUGAUGACAAGCUGUAUCACAUAUGCAUCACCGCCAUUUCUGUCGUCAUUAUGCUGAUCCUGGCGAUCUUAGCGAGGCGCACGAAGACGGGCUACAGACAGAAAGGACUCCAGGGUUUACUCAGUCCGGUCAACUUCCUGGACCAUACGCAGCACAAGGGCCUGGCAGUGGCUGUGUUUGGAGUGCUCUUGUGCAAACUGUGGGGGCUCAUCGUCUCUCCAAACCCCCUUCCGUUCACCGAAGACACCCAGAACAAACAAAACUGGGUGAUCCUGGGAGUCUUUUACUACCCCGCAUUAUACUACCCUCUCCUGGCAUGUGGCACCUUACAUAAUAAAGUGGGCUAUGUGUUGGGAAGCCUACUAUCAUGGACACACUUUGGUAUUCUGGUCUGGCAAAAAAUCGAUUGUCCCAGAACUCCUCUGAUCCAUGCAUACUACUCCCUGUACUCCAGCCUGCCCCAAAUCGCUUGCUUGGCGUUCCUCAGCUUCCAAUAUCCGCUUCUUCUGUUUAAGGGCUUGAAGGGCACCGAGAAGCACAGUGCUACAGAGGAUCUCAGCAGCAGCUACUACAGAGAUUAUGUGAAGAAAAUGCUGAGUAAGAAGUCCACCAAAAGCAGCACAUCGCGCACAGACAAACCCAAACUCCUUCAAAGAAUAACUGAUGCCGUGAAGUCGUACAUUUAUACACCAGAGAAAGCUUUCAGAUUUCCCCUGAAGCUGGCCGUAUCUGCCGUUGUGUCUUUUAUUGUCAUGUAUCAGGUGGGUCUAUUGCUGAUCAUCGGAGUGGUGCCGACUCUCCAGACUGCUCGUUCAGGGGUGGACGAAGACGUCGCAAACCUUUUAGCCGGCUUCAAGAUUAUUCUGUCUCCAGACAAACAGGAAGUGGUCCGAAUCGUGGUUUUCUACAUGUGGUGUGUAGAAGUGUGCUAUAUCUCAGCGAUGACCCUGUCUGGUCUGGUCAACCUGGCUAUGCUCAUGCGAUCUAUGGUUCUGCAUCGGUCGAACCUUAAAGGGCUGUACAGAGGAGAUAUCUACAAUGUUUAUAACUGCCAGAGAAGCAUCAGGGCUUCCCGGCCAGCACUGGCCUGCUGGAUGGGAUACACCAGCUACACGGCGGCUCAUGUCUUCUUUGGCAUGAUUAUCCAGACUUUGGUCUUCUUCCUCUGUCUCCUGGUCGCUGUCUUCUUGGUAAUCAUACCUAUCCUGCACGGACAGAAUCUGAUCCUCUUCCAGAUCUUGUGGAGCAUGUGGCCCUUUUGGCUGAUGAUUAUUCUGGCUGUGUUGAUCCAGCACAUCACUGCGAGGUUUUGUUUCAUCAAAAAAACAGCAGGCACACGAGACCUAAACAACAGAGGGAAUCUGUUCCUGCUGACAUACCUGCUGUUUCCAGUCAAUGUUCUGAUUGGGGUGCUGCUGGCAAUCUGGCGCUUGGUCAUUACAGCCCUGUUCAAUAUAGUUCACAUGGGACGCAUGGAUAUCAGUCUUCUCAACCGUAAUGUUGAAGCUUUCGAUCCAGCCUACCGCUGCUACGCUCAUUAUCUGAAGAUCGAGGUGAGCCAGUCGCACCCUGUGAUGAAGGCCUUCUGCGGGAUGCUGCUGCAGUCGCUGGGCCAGGAGAACAAAUCCGCACUGAGGUCACGGGAUGCUGAAGAGGGGAUCCAGCUGGUCCAGCAGGAGAAAAAGCAGCACAAAGUGUCCAGUGCCAGGAGGGCCCGCGGGCACUGGCAGCUCCUCUACACCCUGGUCAACAACCCCUCCCUGGUGGGCACCAGGAAGCACUUCCACCGUCAGACAUCGGAAAGCUUCGUGAAUGGAAGCCUCAACCGCAGCACCAAGCAGGGCAGCAAAAAGGAGGCCGCAGCCAAGGAGGAGGCCACCGCCAGCAACUGAACGGGAUUGAGACGCUCAUUACG
Molecule: messenger RNA, 2273 nt
Organism: Salarias fasciatus (jewelled blenny)
Lineage: Eukaryota; Metazoa; Chordata; Actinopteri; Blenniiformes; Blenniidae
Gene: stra6
Product: signaling receptor and transporter of retinol STRA6
Exons: 17
Coding region: 262-2250 (662 amino acids)
Biological process (GO): vitamin A import into cell
Cellular component (GO): plasma membrane
Molecular function (GO): signaling receptor activity; retinol transmembrane transporter activity
Source: RefSeq, a predicted model, not a curated record